This is a messenger RNA of Anolis carolinensis (green anole), 2244 nucleotides long. RefSeq lists its product as uncharacterized. Lineage: Eukaryota; Metazoa; Chordata; Lepidosauria; Squamata; Anolidae. The coding region runs from base 200 to 1825 and encodes 541 amino acids. The transcript is spliced from 2 exons. Gene Ontology annotation, molecular function: zinc ion binding; nucleic acid binding. The record is from RefSeq and is a predicted model, not a curated record.
GCCCCUUGUUAUACUUACAUGUCAGAACCCUGCUACUAGAGCCUGGAUGUGGCUCUGAGUUUCAGGGUCACUGACAUUGAUAAGACACCUGCGGCUCAGGACUCGGAGAAGAAACGGCUGCUGGACUUGGCGGGGAAUUUGCGCGGGGUUUUACUGAGCGGGAAGAGACUUUUCAAAUGAGGGGGAGGGUAUAUAAAGGAUGGUUGGCCGGAGCCUCCCAUUCUUGGCUUUUUUGAUGUUCAUGUUUCCUACAGUAAAAGUUUCUGGUGAUAUCACAGAGAGUCUCGUGUGUUCAUUCAGGAGCGGCUGUGGUGAGCUGACACUAAGCCAAGAAUACGGACACCAUCCCGCUGUAGCGGUGAGGUGUAACAUGCAAGUGGAGGAUGAAGAGCUCUUGGGCGCAGGAGGAGGAAGGUCGGAAAGGGCCACUCCCGAGCCGGACGCUGAGUUCCACCAGCUGGCGGCCCUGGCGUCAUCCACCGCUUAUGCCCAGCCAAAUGGGGUAACCCAGAGGCGUGGAGUGGUACGGGGAGAUAGCACCGGGGGAGAGGAAGGUUCACCUUCCCCAGGCCCACAGAGGAUGGUGUUUCUGGAGGAGAGGAUGUCGGCGAUGGAGACCACCCUGGCAGUGAUGUCGAGGGCGAUGGAGCGCCUGGCGUUUUUGGCGGAGCCAGAGAGAGGAAGGGAACUUCGGGCUGGCUCAAUGUGGGACGUGAGCGUGGGAAGCAGCCAGGGCUUUGCAGACCUCCCAGCACCGAAGGGAAGGGAAAUGCGAAAGGAGCCCGGCGCCCGGCCCAAGACCCAAACAAGCCUGACGCGGGUGGAGGAGAGUGACGACGAAGGGGAAAAACCUCCGAGAAUCCCAGCUACGCUCCCAGCUGAGACCCUGGUGCCCCUGGCGAAUGCCGGGCGUGGCACAGGGCCAAGAGAAGCAGCAGCGGGGCCCACUGGUCCGCAAGGGGGCUUGCGACGGGCGGAGAAUUGGGGAUUGCCACCACAGGGACCCCUACCAAGACGAGAGGAACUAAGGAUCGAGUUUGGGGGAGAGUCCUCUGAACUGGAUUUUUUCCUGACCACGGUGAGGGGCUAUAUGGAGGACAAUGCUCACACUUUUAGAACGGAAUCCAGCCGGAUACGGGCCAUUGGUGCAGUGUUGAAGAGGGGAGCGGCCAGCUGGUACGUUCAGCUGCACGCGCGGCGCGACCCAUGUCUGGGGUCACUCCGACGCUUUAUGGGGGCCCUGGAGACCCGUUUCCGAGAUCCACUGGAGCAGAUCCGGGCGAGGGAGAAGUUGAAGACCGUCUCCCAGGGGCAGAGGUCGGUAUCUGAGUAUGCGGAGGAGUUCCAAUGCCUCGCCGAAAAGGUGCCAGAAUGGUCUGCAGUAACAAAGAUAGAACUCUUCAAAGAGGGUCUCAGGCGGGAGAUCCUCUCCUGGGCGGUGCAUCGUGAUGAGCCUGACACACUGCGCGGAUGGAUUCAGCUGGCGGGGCGCGUCGAGACAUCGCUGGCCCAGGCGAGGAGGCACCGAGGAGGGCUACAGCAGUGGCCGCAGAUGAAAGAGGGGAGCCGGAAGGAGGGAUCAACCCCAGCCGGGAGGAGAACGGAGCCGACAGGGAACGUGAGCGCCAGCAGGAGUGGCUGCUUUGUGUGCGGCCGGUUGGGCCACAGGGCUGCCGAGUGCUGGCAGAGAAAAGGGGAAGGCGGAGGCCCGCCCAAACCAAGAGCCGUGGCAGGGAAACGCGCCGAGGAAGAACCACCGAUGAGGCACCACUCGGGGGGGUUGGACGAAGGGGAGGAGGACGCCAUGUCAGAACCCUGCUACUAGAGCCUGGAUGUGGCUCUGAGUUUCAGGGUCACUGACAUUGAUAAGACACCUGCGGCUCAGGACUCGGAGAAGAAACGGCUGCUGGACUUGGCGGGGAAUUUGCGCGGGGUUUUACUGAGCGGGAAGAGACUUUUCAAAUGAGGGGGAGGGUAUAUAAAGGAUGGUUGGCCGGAGCCUCCCAUUCUUGGCUUUUUUGAUGUUCAUGUUUCCUACAGUAAAAGUUUCUGGUGAUAUCACAGAGAGUCUCGUGUGUUCAUUCAGGAGCGGCUGUGGUGAGCUGACACUUACAUGGCUCCAAAUUUCAAGCUUUGAGAACUAAAAAGGAAAAGCAAUAACAUAAUCUGAGUUUUGAUACAUCACUCUCAAAUUAAUUUCUAAAAAAAUGUUGCAUUAGCUAGAAUAUAAUGUGUAUUGAAUCG